AAUUUUUCUAGACUAUUCUGUUCAAAAUGCGACAGCCUCAAUGGAAGAUGCGGAAACUGGAGUUCACCUUUAUAUCCUAUCUGCAGUAAACCUGGUACGCACAAUCUUCUAAACCCCACUCUUCAUCAAUUCACAUCAAUUUGAUUGCAAAAAUUUGGUAAGUUCACAACCUUGUGAGCCUUAAUCACGCAGUCCAAUGAUAUAGGAUAUCAUAGAAUGCUAAUUAUUUGUUGUGGUACUUGCUCUUACUCUUGGGAUGGGAUAGCCUCCAAGAAGCAGUGGAUAUUGUUGUCGCGUUUAAUUUUCUGUCUACUUUGAACAUGUCAACCAGAGCUGGAGCUGGAAAAAUGCUAAUGACAUAUUCAAGCCAGCCUUAGGGUCAAAACACGCAUUUUCUUUUUCUUGUGCAGCAAAUUUUAAACGUAGAACAAAACUUUCAUCAAGAUUAAUGUACCUAAUCACGUAGUCCAAAUAGUUCAUAAAAUUAAUUAUGUUAAACUCUACAUACUCAUGGCUAGGUCCGAAAGUGAAAUUAACUUAGAAGAACUUGAUUUUAGCAUAUACUAAAGAUGAAUGUUAUAUUAUAAGUGACACCAGAUGACGUGCCUUUAAAUUUGGCUGAAUUGUUAUUUGUUCAAUGCUGUUUAUAUGAACAAAAAAGAAAUUGGUUGAAUUGAGAAAGAGUAUCAUGGUUUAGGUCAGAUUCGGAAGAAUGGCCUUUAGAAUGUAGGCCUUAUAGAAGGGAGAGAAAUAAUGAGGUCGAUCGACGGAGAUGCUGUAGCGUAAACCCUUGGACAGUGAAGUCAGCUUCUUGAAGAAGAUUUAUUGAAUAAUGGAUUAGAGACAUGUUAAACGGAAGAAGAGGGAUAAAUGAGUAUUAGAGAUUAUGAACGUGAGAUAAGAGUGACUCGUAGAAUGUACCAGGGAUGACAACUUCUGUCCUUGUUUCCUUAUUUGGCCUCUUGGUCUUGUCUUUUGGGCCAUAGGUCUUCUAGCAGAAGCAACAAUAAAAAAGAUUGAAAAUUUGAAUAAAAAUUCUAUAAUAAAGAAAUAAGUUAGCAUGCAAUAAGAAUUAGUGGUGAUUACUUUAAUUGAUUCAGCAUCAUGAUAGAUCAUUAAACCAAUGAAUAGUCGUGGUGGAGAUCAAGUAAUUCUCUCUAAUUUAUUUUUAUUCUUUUUCACUUCCUUGGGUCCUUAUAAUAUCUUUCCUUUUCUUUUCAUUUUUUAGUUUUAGAGUUUUGAGGCUAUCAUUAAGAAAAUGUGCCCUCUUAUCCCAGUGUUAUAUUUUUCUUGUCAAUGGUCAGAGUUUCUUGUCUUAUUGAUGGUUGUUAAUAGGAUGCAUAGACAUAGAGAGAAAGAGUGAUUAAUUAAUGAUAGAAAGCAGAGGCACAAAUAAAAAUAUGAGAAAGAAAGGAUCAAAUAAUAAUUUUAUUAAAAAAAAAGGAUCAAAUAUUAUUUUUGAUGAAAGGAAAUAUUGUGCUAUAAUAGUGUAAAAGAAUUUCGGGGUGGGGGUCAAUGCCCCUGCCAGUCCCCCUUAGCUAUGCCUCCGAUAGAAAGAGACUAAAGGUGGAGGAAAAUUAAAGCUUCUUAAUAUUAAUUAGUAUACAUUAAUUUCCCUUUGUAAAUAAGAAUAGUUCAAACACGUUGGAAUAUGGCAGUGUUUGAACCAUAACAAUUUAACACUCAAAGCAUUUUGAACACUUGGAUUCUGGCCCAGAACAAAGAAAAAAAAUCUGUUGAACAAGUCAGACUUCUUUUUAGAAUCUUGAAACUUAAUUAUAGGCUCCUCUUUUCAAAACCAAGUGACGUGUUCUUUUAGGUUAGGUUCUUCACAAAUUCAAUGGCCAAACAUUUUGACAGUAAUGUCCCUUAAGUCAUUCAAGUUGUGGGAAAACAAAAAAAAAGGGGAAAAUUCUAGCUUACAUAGAAAUGGUCCAAAAAUUGAAACCCCGAUUACUGUUAGGCUCGUAUAAGCCACUCUGUUGAAUUACGUCUGUUACCCGUCACAACCCUUUGAACCCACAUCCAAAAGUCUUUCAGCAAACCAAGGUUAGCAGCCACAUAUCUUUCUUUGUAGAAAAUUCUAAGUGUCAUAACUUCCCAAUUAACUCCAACCCAGUGGUUUGUAUCCUUGAAAAUGAUAGCACUCGAAAUCAGUUAAUCUCCUUAGCUUAAUUAUAUAUAUAAACCCUUCACUUAUAAGUGUUCACUUGACAAACCUCCGCUGCACAUGGAUUCCUUUUUCUUCCUUUCAACCUCUCUGUUCUCAAUCAUCUUCAUCUUCCUUAUCUUAAUUCUUUUUCAAGUAUCUUAUGCCCAAGAUGAUCUUCGUUUUACUUCAUGCGGUCCAUUUGAUUGUGGAAAUCUCCGAAAUGUUUCAUAUCCUUUCUGGACUGAUUAUCUUGAUCGGCCUGCAUAUUGCGGCUUCAAUUAUGAAGGGUACAAGCUCAAGUGCAUACACAAUCAGGCCCCUCUUAUAAAUAUCAAUAUCCAAGAAUUCAAAGUGGUGCAUCUCCAUCAGUCUCGUGGCUUGAUGACAAUCCAACGAGUGGAAUUAAAUAGUACUUGUCCUGAUGAGUUUUUGAUAAAUAAUGUUUUUAAUUAUUCUGAAACCGCUCAAACCAUUACUCUUUUUUACGACUGCCAAAGCGGGGGAAAGUCAGAUGAUGGUUUCACUUGCAAAAAGGAGGGAAGUGAAAAGUUUGCUAUGUUCUUUAAGAACGAAGAAAAUGGACGUGGUAGAGAAAAAGUUGAAGUUCCUGUUGAGAAAAAGGCUUUCGAUGAACUGAUGGUUGGAAUUGCCUCUCUGAAUGAAGCUUUAGUUCAGCAGUUUGAUAUGAAAUACUUUGCAUACGAUGGAUAUUGCAAGCAAUGCAAGGAAUCUGGCGGAAGAUGUGGAUCCAACGAAGAUUCACCGGUAGCAUUUGCCUGCUACUGUCGUGAUGGUCCUCAUCAAAUUAAAUGCGAACGUGGUCCUGGCAGGAAGUUUAACUUGAAAACAAAGCUGGCCAUCGGUUUUGGUGCGGCUGCUGGAGGCAUAAUGAUCUCGAGCAUCGUUUUCUAUUUCUGGCAGCGCCAUCACCGGGGAAAGGUAUUUUUUAAGUCAUCCUAUGUAUCGGGCAAAAGCUCUGCCGACCGCUCUUCCAUUAUGGAUCCUGAGAACGGUGAUAGCUUUGUUGGCAUCCAUCUCUUCACCUACAAUGAACUUGAAGAAGCUACCAACAACUUUGAUUCUGAUAUGGAACUCGGCGAUGGAGGCUUUGGAACUGUAUAUUAUGGUGAACUUCGAGAUGGGCGUGCUGUUGCAGUUAAACGCUUAUAUGAAAACAAUUACAGGAGAGUUGAGCAAUUUAUGAAUGAAGUUGAGAUGCUAACUCGCUUGCGCCACCAAAAUCUUGUCAUACUUUACGGAUGCACCUCUCGCCACAGUAGGGAACUCUUGCUUGUAUAUGAAUACGUUCCCAAUGGCACUGUUGCUGACCACCUUCAUGGUGAACGUGCUAAACCCGGUGCACUCUCUUGGUCCAUUCGCUUAGAGAUAGCCAUAGAGACUGCAAAUGCAUUGAGAUAUCUCCAUGCUUCUGAUACUAUCCACCGUGAUGUGAAAACCAACAAUAUUCUUCUCGACAACAAUUUCCGUGUUAAGGUUGCAGAUUUUGGAUUGUCUCGUCUCUUUCCAACAGAUGUUACCCAUGUUUCCACUGCUCCACAAGGGACUCCUGGUUAUGUCGAUCCAGAAUAUCACCAGUGCUACCAGCUUACCGACAAGAGCGAUGUCUUUAGCUUCGGGGUUGUAUUGAUUGAGCUAAUAUCAUCAAAACCAGCUGUUGACAUAACGAGGCACCGGCAUGAGAUCAACUUGUCAAAUAUGGCUAUCAAUAAGAUUCAAAACCGAGCAUUACAUGAGCUAGUGGAUCCAUCUCUUGGGUUUGAAUCAGACAACAAGGUUAGGAAAAUGAUUACUGGAGUGGCUGAGCUGGCAUUCCAGUGCCUGCAAUAUGAGAAAGACAUGAGGCCAGCUAUGGCACAAGUGUUGGAGGCUCUAAUAGGUAUACAAAAUGAGGAUUACAAUAAAGUAAAGGCAGAAGAGAUGGAUAUUUCAGCAGACGAGGUUGGGUUGUUGAAGAGUGGACCAUUGCCUCAUUCCCCCGAUUCUGUGAUGAUAAAGUGGGUUAGCAGCAGCUCUACAGCUAGUAUGAAUAACUGAUUUCACUAAAUUUCUUGGCAAAUAGUAAAGGGAUUGUUUAACUUGUACCGUCAAUCCAUCCUAUAUAUUAAGAAGUUGGUGACUGUAAUUUUCUUUCCAUCUGUGCCUGGACCUUGAAUGGUGAAUGGGAUGUAAAUAUUAUCUAAGAUAAGUGGUGUAUGAAAAGGUCAGCUUUGGCACUUGAAA
Molecule: messenger RNA, 4393 nt
Organism: Durio zibethinus
Lineage: Eukaryota; Viridiplantae; Streptophyta; Magnoliopsida; Malvales; Malvaceae
Product: LEAF RUST 10 DISEASE-RESISTANCE LOCUS RECEPTOR-LIKE PROTEIN KINASE-like 1.2
Biological process (GO): protein phosphorylation
Molecular function (GO): protein kinase activity; ATP binding; polysaccharide binding
Source: RefSeq, a predicted model, not a curated record